This is a messenger RNA of Parnassius mnemosyne (clouded apollo), 1257 nucleotides long. Lineage: Eukaryota; Metazoa; Arthropoda; Insecta; Lepidoptera; Papilionidae. The record is from the annotation of a GenBank genome assembly.
AUGAAUACUUUAGAUAAACAAUUAGCUGAUUUGCGAAUAUAUGCAAACGAAUUAGACGCAAAGCUUCAAGAUGAUAUUAAUGCAGCUAAGAUGAAACCUUCAAUUCCGCCAAAAAAAAGUAAACCACCGCAGCCCCAAAUCCCUCAAAGUUACACUGUGAAAUCGGCUUGUGAACCUUCAUAUUCAUCCAGACUCGAAUACGGAAGUCGCACAAGUUCUACUUAUUCAAACUUAGUACCAGUUAAGAGUUGUAUUGUGAGGAAUUCGGCAAGGCUUCGUAGCGGUGAUGUUCUUUUAUACAGUAACCUCUUACCUCCUGGAGGAACCAACCAUGUUUAUUCUAAUAUACCAAUGCAACGCGCCUCUGAAAGUAUAUACGGUGACCGCGACGCGAGAUCAGAAGUAUCUAGAAUAAGUGAUUUAGGUGCACAGUCUAAUUACAGUGAGUUACGCAGGCCUGGAUCAGCUUAUCCACCUUCUUCUGCAUCAGUUAAUGCUCAAGACUUUUCUACUUAUGGAGGAUCACAAACUUCUUCAACUUACGAGUCUCUUUAUGAGCCCAUAAAUCCAAGACCUUGUAGUCAAUCGUCUGGUACAUCAUUAUAUGGGGGAUAUGUUGGUACAAAUGAACCUACUCCAGAACCAGAUGAUGCCUUAUAUUGUGGCAACUGCUAUAGGUGUGGAGAGAAAAUCAUGGGUGAGACCACUGGCUGCACAGCCAUGGAGAGAAUCUAUCAUAUCAAGUGUUUCUGUUGUCAGCAAUGUGGAAUUAACUUACAGGGCCGGCCAUUCUAUGCAGUUCAAGGUCGGGCGCUCUGUGAAAGAGACUAUCUUGAUACACUAGAGAAGUGUUGCGUCUGUGGAGAUCCAAUUCUUGACCGCAUAUUGCGAGCUACAGGAAAGCCGUACCAUCCUCGCUGUUUUACGUGCGUCGUGUGCCAGAAGAGUUUAGAUGGCAUCCCAUUUACCGUGGAUGCUGUGAACCGAAUUCACUGUAUCGAAGACUUUCAUAAGAGAUACGCUCCACGCUGCGCUCGUUGUAGAGAGCCAAUAGUUCCUGAAGGUGGCGCCGAGGAAACAGUGCGUAUUGUAGCCCUUGACAAAAGUUUUCACUUUGCUUGUUACGCGUGCGAAGACUGCGGGGCUUCACUUUGCUCGAGGGAAGAAGGCAGAGGUUGUUACCCAUUGGAUGGACAUUUGUAUUGUAAAGAGUGUAAUGCCAGGCGCAUACAAGAUCUCUCCAGGAAUAUCAAUUAA